GCAAUUACAACGCCAUAAGGAUAAAACGGCUCUCCCUACCGUGGUGUCAUUUUCUUUGCAAACUUCUCUUCAGUUUCAAUUCUUGUAGCCGUUUCACUCUCUCCAACCUAUAUAUUCAUAUGCAUUUUCAUUUCCAUAUAUGCUUCAAUCUCUGCAUCUCAUCACCACUCUCUCAUUCUCAUGGCGGGUCUCUACUCUUCUUCAAGACCCACUUCCUCCUUCUCUUCUUCUUCUUCUUCCUCUGCUUCCCUUCCUUCUUCUCAGCAGGCCUUUACUUCUCGUCUUCUCUUGCUCUUGACUCUCCUCCCAUUAACCCUCGCCUUCUUUGCUUUUAUCCUCCAAUGGCGUGGCGGUCUCACCGACCCCGUCACUCGUUGGUCUCCUGACCCUUUCCAGUUCCCUGGCAUGGACAACCCCGGUUCAAACUCUCGCUCGGAUCGGCGGUCUGCUUCGGACUGCGUCGAUCUUUUGGGUCAGAGCCGGUUCCCGGCUUUUCCUUAUUUUAAGGAUUGGAAGUUCGAUUUCGAGUCCGAUCUUAGGCCUAAGAUAUGUAUUAUUUCAAGUACUUCUGCAGGAUUAGAGCAGACAUUACCAUGGAUCUUUUAUCACAAGGUUAUUGGAGUUUCAACCUUUUUCCUUUUUGUUGAGGGGAAGGCUGCCUCUCCUAAUGUAUCUAAAGUCUUAGAAUCGAUUCCAGGUGUGAAAGUGAUAUACAGAACAAAAGAAUUAGAGGAACAACAAGCUAAAAGUCGGAUUUGGAAUGAGACUUGGUUGGCAAGCUUCUUCUACAAACCAUGUAACUACGAGUUGUUUGUGAAGCAAUCCCUUAACAUGGAAAUGUCUAUUGUCAUGGCAAGGGAUGCAGGCAUGGAUUGGAUUAUUCAUCUUGACACCGAUGAGCUUGUACAUCCUGCGGGUGCUCGUGAGUACUCUUUGAGACAAUUGCUGUCAGAUGUGCCUGGAAAUGUUGAUAUGGUUGUUUUCCCAAAUUAUGAAAGUAGUGUCGAGCAGGAUGAUGUCAAGGAACCUUUCACUGAGGUCUCAAUGUUCAAGAAGAACUAUGAUCAUCUUCCCAAGGAUGUGUAUUUUGGCAACUAUAAAGAGGCAACUCGUGGUAAUCCAAACUACUUUCUGACCUAUGGAAAUGGGAAAUCAGCUGCUCGUAUUCAAGAUCAUCUUCGUCCUAAUGGUGCACAUAGAUGGCAUAACUACAUGAAGACACCAAAUGAGAUCAAAUUGGAUGAGGCUGCUGUUCUGCAUUAUACAUACCCCAAAUUUUCUGAUCUCACUUCAAGGCGUGAUCGAUGUGGCUGCAAGCCUACAAAGGAAGAUGUUAAGAGAUGUUUCAUGUUAGAAUUUGAUAGAGCUGCAUUCAUAAUUGCUUCAACUGCAACAGAGGAGGAAAUGCUUCACUGGUACCGUGAACAUGUGGUGUGGACUGAUAAAGCAUUGAACUUGAAACUGUUGAGGAAGGGCAUCUUAACUCAGAUUUAUACUCCCAUGGCUAUAAUCCAAGGACUUAGGGAAUCUGGUGUUUUCAGUUCUGUAGUACAAUCAGCAGAGACGACUCUCUCAAAGGACAAGUUCUUGUCGUCAGUUGAGAGUAGCAACUCUUCUAGAGUAGAUAAACCUGGAAGAAUUUCUUCCAGAAAGAUUGGUGUCAAAGAAUCUCAGGCAACUGCUAGAAGGAUCUUGGAAAUUACCAACAAAUUUUCUUAUGAUUCAGCAAUCCCACCACUUUCUCCUCCAGUACUGGAUUAUUUUCACAUUGGAAUAUAAUGACAUUAAACUCACAGUGAUUACUGCUGCCUCAUCAUUCCUGCAAAGAGUUCGAGAUUUGAAAUGAAGAUGGUUGAAUGAGACAAGUUGGUUUGCCGGUUCUGAUGGGGCAUUUCAGUGUUCGGUUUCCUGGGGCUAUUCCCGAUCAUUACCCAAGCGCUGCUGUACAUUUCAGGUUUAGAUUUGUAGUAGAUGAUAGAGUGAGAGAUGUAGAGCGGGAUUCUGACUAAAGAUUUUGAUGAGUUUUGCUUUGCAUGUUUGAUAUUUUUUGGAUGCCUGGCUAAUCGCUGCCUGAGGCUGUAUUAUCAACUGGUUCAUCAUAUUAUUGAGUUGAGGGACAUUGAUCAUGUCAUUCUCCAAUCAGUUUACAGAGAUGCACAUUGCUGUUCCAUUCUUUUGCAUUUACUU
This is a messenger RNA of Durio zibethinus, 2187 nucleotides long. Its product is annotated as glycosyltransferase-like protein. The record is from RefSeq and is a predicted model, not a curated record. Gene Ontology annotation, biological process: response to abscisic acid; cellulose biosynthetic process. Lineage: Eukaryota; Viridiplantae; Streptophyta; Magnoliopsida; Malvales; Malvaceae.